AUUUGUGUCACUAGUAAGACAAGCAACGAUGGAGGAUGACAACGGAACCUACGAGUAUUCGAAGAUAACUCAAUCAGGGACUAUAAGACUCAUUCUGCUUCAUCCCUCGGAUGACCUGGAGGCUGGGCUAAUCUGUUCACUUAUCGAUGCACGCUUGCAAGAAUGCGACGACGAUGUUGUCGAGCACUAUAUAGCUAUAUCUUAUGUUUGGGGCAAGGCUGUUGAGAACAAGUCGGUUCUCGUGGAUGGAAAAUACCUCGAGAUCACCGCUUCACUGGAUCAGGCUCUCCGGCAUGUCCGCGAUCCAAGCAGAAUACUGCGCAUCUGGGCUGAUGGCAUCUGCAUCAAUCAAGGUGACGUCCAAGACCGCAAUACGCAGGUCGCUAUCAUGGAUUCCAUUUAUGCGACUGCUCGACACACAAUAAUAUUUCUGGGCCCAUCCUAUUCCGAGCAUGAACUGUUCCUCCAAAAGAUGGAAGCUCUGAGUUUAUCACGGGAAUCAAGUGACAAACAGGCGGAUUCAGGGUCUCCACAGGGCAUGCUUGAGUAUCCAUGGUUUGGGAGGGUUUGGAUUCUACAAGAAUUGGCACUAUCACCAGAUCCGAGGGUCCAGAUUGGCCGUGUUCGUGUACGGUGGAAUCAUUUCUCGAAAAUGAUAGAAGGAGAAGCUGUCACCGUGCAGUCAUUAUCAACUCGUCGCAAGCUCUUUCACGAGAUGUGUCAGAUAAGAGGCAAGCUCCAGGGUAGAAUGUAUAUGGGGGCAGAGAGCGAAUUCAAGAUCACUAUUCUCGAUGUUCUUCAAGCCAGGCGAGGUCUUGGUGUCACGGAUCCGAAGGAUAUGAUUUAUGCGCACUUGGGAAUCUCCGAGUCUCAACUCAAGUCACACAUUACUAUCGAUUACUCCAAGUCAAAAGCACAGGUGUACGAAGAAACCGCUCGGUAUAUC
Molecule: messenger RNA, 946 nt
Organism: Mollisia scopiformis
Lineage: Eukaryota; Fungi; Ascomycota; Leotiomycetes; Helotiales; Mollisiaceae
Product: HET-domain-containing protein
Exons: 1
Source: RefSeq, a predicted model, not a curated record